Rotaria sp. Silwood1 is the source of this 171-nucleotide messenger RNA. Lineage: Eukaryota; Metazoa; Rotifera; Eurotatoria; Philodinida; Philodinidae. The record is from the annotation of a GenBank genome assembly.
CCCUUUAGUCCCUUUAGUCCCUUAGUCCCUUUAGUCCCUUAGUCCCUCUGUCUUGGUAAAAAUGAAGUGUUAUUUUUUUUUUCAAAAUUCAAAUUUAAAUAAAAAAACCCAUAGACUCGAAAACCUAUGAUUGGUCCAAAUGCUGGCACUCGAAAUCUGAUUGGUGCAUAG